Molecule: messenger RNA, 567 nt
Organism: Ananas comosus (pineapple)
Lineage: Eukaryota; Viridiplantae; Streptophyta; Magnoliopsida; Poales; Bromeliaceae
Exons: 6
Biological process (GO): protein refolding
Cellular component (GO): cytoplasm
Source: RefSeq, a predicted model, not a curated record
AUGAAUGGCGCCUCCCCCUCCUUCCUCUCCGUUCCCCAUCCCCACCACCACCGCCACCACCACUCCCCUCCUUACCCUAACCCUACUACUACCGCCUCGCGCGCCCGGCCUCCUUCUGUCCCCGCCUACCUCCCCAGAUUCCUCGGCCGCCCCCUUGUCUUCUCGCGCCGGGGAACACUAGCGUGCGAGUCUCAGCAAGAGAUAGAGCGCUUAUCGAAAUUCGCCCUCAAAUACCUCCUGAUUGUCAACAAGGAGCCAAAUGCUCAAGAAAAAUUCAUGCGAAUCAAGCACGCAUAUAAUACUCUAACAAAUUCGGGAUCACGAUCCAAGUUCGCAAAUAAUGGCGCGGAUUUUUCAAGAAACGCUGAAAAGAACAAAUCAAGUGUGCUGGAGGAGGAAUUCUACGGACUUGGUAAUUUUUUGAGGGAUAUUCAGAUAUCAAUAGCGGACUUCUUUCGAGAUCUACAAGCAGAAUUUCAGAACUGGGAAGCGGACAUAAAUUCACAAGAGAAACCCAAAAGCCUGUGGGAAGAGUUGGCUGCCAAUGGGGUAGAUAAAGUGUGGGAU